Messenger RNA from Neltuma alba, 1446 nucleotides. RefSeq names its product fructose-bisphosphate aldolase 8, cytosolic. NCBI's taxonomy places the organism in Eukaryota, Viridiplantae, Streptophyta, Magnoliopsida, Fabales, Fabaceae. Gene Ontology annotation, molecular function: fructose-bisphosphate aldolase activity. Gene Ontology annotation, biological process: glycolytic process. The record is from RefSeq and is a predicted model, not a curated record. The transcript is spliced from 3 exons. The coding region runs from base 80 to 1156 and encodes 358 amino acids.
UCUCCCCAACCCUCACCAGUCUCUGUUCUUCUCAUUUUCGUUACUUCCCUGCAUCCGACGCCGCAUUUCGCCUCCCACCAUGUCUUCCUUCGUCAGCAAAUACCAAGACGAACUCAUUGCCAAUGCUGCUUAUAUUGGCACACCGGGAAAGGGUAUUCUUGCUGCUGAUGAGUCUACUGGUACAAUUGGCAAGCGUCUUGCUAGCAUUAAUGUUGAGAAUGUUGAAACAAACAGGCGUGGCCUUCGUGAGCUCCUCUUCACUGCUCCUGGUGCGCUACAGUACCUCAGUGGUGUGAUCUUGUUUGAGGAAACUCUAUACCAAAAGACAGCUUCAGGAAAACCCUUUGUGGAUGUGUUGAAGGAAGGGGGAGUCCUCCCUGGUAUUAAGGUUGACAAGGGUACAGUUGAGCUUGCCGGAACCAACGGGGAAACCACCACUCAGGGUUUGGAUGGUCUUGCUCAGCGCUGCCAGAAGUAUUAUGAAGCCGGUGCACGAUUUGCCAAAUGGCGUGCUGUGCUCAAAAUUGGCCCGAACGAACCAUCCGAACUAGCUAUCCAUGAGAAUGCUUAUGGUUUGGCUCGUUAUGCGGUCCUAUGCCAGGAGAACGGCCUGGUUCCCAUUGUGGAGCCCGAGAUCUUGGUGGAUGGACCUCAUGACAUCAACAAGUGUGCUGCAGUGACCGAGCGAGUUCUUGCGGCUGUCUACAAGGCUCUAAAUGAUCACCAUGUGCUGCUGGAGGGUACUCUGUUGAAGCCCAACAUGGUGACCCCUGGAUCAGAUGCUCCAAAGGUGGCUCCAGAGGUUAUUGCCGAGUACACUGUUAGAGCUUUGCAGAGGACUGUUCCUGCUGCAGUUCCUGCCAUUGUUUUCUUGUCUGGUGGUCAGAGUGAGGAGGAGGCAACCCUCAACUUGAAUGCCAUGAACAAGCUCAAGGGGAAGAAACCAUGGUCUCUUUCUUUCUCUUUUGGAAGGGCACUUCAGCAGAGCACUCUCAAGGCUUGGGCAGGUAAGGAUGAGAACAUUCCCAAGGCCCAGGCAGCACUCCUCUCAAGAUGUAAGGCAAACUCACAGGCGACUCUGGGAACCUACAAGGGCGAUGCCCAGCUGGGUGAGGGUGCUGCAGAGUCUCUCCAUGUUAAGGACUACAAGUAUUAAGAGGUGUGGGCUUCUUACCGCUCUUCUUUUGAGGCUUUUUACACCAUUGGCGCCAAGGUUUUAGUGUUCUUCCAUAGUUUUGAGUCAACUGUCUUGCUUACCAGCCUCGUUCACAAGAGGGUUAUAUGGUAAAACAAAAAUAAUUGUGUAAGCUACACUGAAUUGUUUUUCGGCUUUUAUAAUUUCCCUAGAUUGCAGUCACCCCUCAGUUUUUAUUUGCUGUUUGCAAUGAAGAUGAAUUCUAUCAUUUUAUAAGCUGAGUUUGAAUCAGACAAAAUAUUUUGGUACCA